AUGCUUGCUCGAGUUCUACGCGCACCCUGCUACUUCUUUGAUACUACGCCACAGGGCCGCAUCCUCAUUCGCUUCAGUUUUGACAUGGACAGCGUCGAUCACCAACUCGACGCCUCAUUUAGAGCAGUCAUUACGUACCUGCUAAACACUGCUACCACCCUGGUGGUCGUCUUUAUCACAAUUCGGCCCUGGUACUUCAGCGUGGGCAGUUUUGUAGUCUUCACCGUCCUCUACACCUCUAUCCAGCUAUUCUAUCUGCCUAUCUCCCGACAAUGUCGCCGUCUCAACUCGACCAGUAGGUCACCCCUGCUGGCACACUGUAGCGAAACUGCCGCCUCUCUGCUGGGCGCAUCGGUUGUGCGUGCGCACGGCAAGGUGGAGGACUUUUUGGCGACGGCCGAUCGGCUGAUUGACAACAAUGCCCUCUUCCUCCUCAUACGCUCUCUUUCCAAUCGUUGGCUAGACUUCCGUCUUGACGUGAGUCUUGCACUCAUUCCUCUUUGCCCAUGUUUGCUCUUUCUUACCAGUAAAAUUGCAUAA
Molecule: messenger RNA, 540 nt
Organism: Dibothriocephalus latus
Lineage: Eukaryota; Metazoa; Platyhelminthes; Cestoda; Diphyllobothriidea; Diphyllobothriidae
Source: the annotation of a GenBank genome assembly